Messenger RNA from Toxoplasma gondii ME49, 669 nucleotides. RefSeq names its product ADP-ribosylation factor, putative. The record is from RefSeq and is a predicted model, not a curated record. NCBI's taxonomy places the organism in Eukaryota, Apicomplexa, Conoidasida, Eucoccidiorida, Sarcocystidae. The coding region runs from base 1 to 669 and encodes 222 amino acids. Gene Ontology annotation, molecular function: GTPase activity; GTP binding. The transcript is spliced from 3 exons.
AUGGGGUGCUGCAAGUCAAAAGCAAGCGGCUUCGAUUCAGGCGCUUCCUUGUAUAAAUGUGCGCCUCAUAUCAUGUUUGUGGGUCCUCCUGGAGUGGGAAAGACGACACUUGUUUUUCGCAUUGUUAUGCCAGGAUGGUCAGAUAUAACUCAAGGCAUGGAGCCGACGAAGGCCUUCUUCCACGAAAUCGUCGUCCGAAGUGGCCGCACUCUGCAUCUUUGGGAUUUGUCGGGCAACCCCGCGCUCCAGCGAUCGUGGAACGGGCUGUACAGGUACGUGAAGAUGUGGGCGGCAGUGUACGUGGUGAGUCUGACAGACACGAAUCCAGAGCGGAUUGCGAGGAACCGCGCGGAACUUCGUGCGCUUCUCUCGGACGAUUGUCUUUGCGAUUCCGCAGUAGUCGUGGUCAUGAACACUUUCGGCAUGACAGUAGAUUCGGUGCCAAUUCCCCCGCCGGAAAUGGCCUCGCGACUCGGGCUCUUAGAGGCGGAGGACACAACGGCGGCCUCGCGGCUUGCGUGGUUCGUUGUGGACGCCAAGGAAGGGGAUAGAGACCCUCAGUGGGGUGAAGCCUUGAACUUUUUGUUUCAACACUUUGCAAAAAUGGCGGCAGACAGAGAGAACGGCGGCCCCCCUCGACAGAAAAAAAAGCAAAAAGGGAAACCUUAA